Molecule: messenger RNA, 672 nt
Organism: Saprolegnia parasitica CBS 223.65
Lineage: Eukaryota; Oomycota; Saprolegniomycetes; Saprolegniales; Saprolegniaceae
Exons: 8
Coding region: 1-672 (223 amino acids)
Biological process (GO): endoplasmic reticulum to Golgi vesicle-mediated transport; retrograde vesicle-mediated transport, Golgi to endoplasmic reticulum; vesicle fusion with Golgi apparatus
Cellular component (GO): Golgi membrane; endoplasmic reticulum-Golgi intermediate compartment; endoplasmic reticulum membrane
Molecular function (GO): SNAP receptor activity
Source: RefSeq, a predicted model, not a curated record
AUGCCCAUCCUAACCUUCAUCGCGCGCGUCUCCGAUGGCAUGAUCCUCGUGGCUUCGAUGGAGUCUGCCGGCGACUACCACGACAACCUCGACACGUACAAGCAGCAGGGCAAGCAAAUCAUGAAGAAGCUCAAUCAGCGAUCACCGACCAAGUGCAGCAUCGAGUCGGGCCCGUACUGCUUCCACUACCUCAUCGAGGAGGGCAACUGCUACCUUACGUUUUCGGACAAGAACUACCCGAAGCGCCUUGCGUUCUUGUACCUCGAGGAAAUCCAUGCCGGCUUUGUCGACGAGCUGCAGCGGGACCACGGAGACAACUGGCGAGACACGGUCACGACGAUUGCGCGGCCGUAUGCGUUCAUCAAGUUUGACAAGUUCAUUCAGCGCAAGCGCAAGGAGUACACGGACCCCAGCUCGUCCCAGAACAUGUCCAAGGUCAACAACGACCUUGCAGAUAUUCACAACGUCAUGCGCAAGAACAUCCAAGAAGUGCUCAACCGCGGCGAAGCCAUUGACCGCGUCUCGCAAAUGUCGUCCAACCUCGCCGACCGCUCGAAGGAUUUUAAGUGGGGCGCGAAGAAGCUGAGCCUCCAGGCCAUGUACCAAAAGUACGGCCCACUGGUCGCGAUCGGUCUCUUCAUCGUGCUCGUACUCUACUUCAAGUUCUUUUAA